Molecule: messenger RNA, 1374 nt
Organism: Archocentrus centrarchus (flier cichlid)
Lineage: Eukaryota; Metazoa; Chordata; Actinopteri; Cichliformes; Cichlidae
Gene: sctr
Product: secretin receptor
Exons: 13
Coding region: 1-1374 (457 amino acids)
Biological process (GO): cell surface receptor signaling pathway; adenylate cyclase-modulating G protein-coupled receptor signaling pathway
Cellular component (GO): plasma membrane
Molecular function (GO): peptide hormone binding; G protein-coupled peptide receptor activity; secretin receptor activity
Source: RefSeq, a predicted model, not a curated record
AUGGAGAAAAUAACAGUUUUUGACCUAAUGAAAAAACUUGGACUUAUUUGGUUAUUACUCCUUACACAGGCAAACUCGUCACCAGUCUGUCAUCCUAAUGUUCGCCUUGUGAAAGAGGAAGAAAAGUGCAUGAAAGAUCUGCGACUUUUAACAUCACACAAAACUGCUGAAAACAACAGUGUACACUGCGGGGGAAUGUGGGAUCACUUGAACUGCUGGCCACCAGCUUUUCUCGGGGAAACUGUUUCCCAGCCUUGUCCAGAGUUUUUUAAUUCAGGAGGUAAAGUGCAUCGUAACUGCACAGCCAGUGGCUGGACAGACCUGCUUAUUCCACACGAAGAUGCAUGCGGUUACACUUUCAAUGAGACUCUCCUCUUUCUUGGAGAGUCCUCAGAAACCCACUUGUAUUUCUCCUAUGUGAAGACGAUGUACACAGUUGGGUACACAGUCUCCCUCAUCUCUCUCUCCAUUGCUAUCACCAUAUUCUGUCUUUUUAGGAAGCUGCAUUGUACAAGGAACUACAUUCACAUUCAGCUGUUCAUCUCCUUCAUCCUAAGAGCCAUCUUUAUCUUCAUCCGAGAUGCUCUGCUCUUUACAAAUGAAGAGAUCUAUCACUGCGAUUACUAUCCGGCGCCGUGUAAGGUUGUGCUGAUAUUUUCCAACUACUCCAUCCUCGCAAACUACAGCUGGCUGCUGGUGGAGGGACACUUCCUGUUCACUCUAGUUAACCGCUCCUUCUUCUCCCUGAAGAAACACCUGGCCUGGUACAUCAUCCUGAGCUGGGGUUUACCACUGAUUGUGAUUGUCUCCUGGGGGUGUGCAAAAUAUUUUUAUGAAGAUGAAGGAUGUUGGGAAACCAGGAGACAUGAAUGGAUUUGGUGGAUACUUCGAGUGCCAGUUCUUCUAACUCUAUGUAUGACGCUAAUCUUUUUCAUGGGGAUUUUGAGGAUCCUGGUGAGCAAACUCAGAAUGCCGGACGCACAGAGAAACGAAUUAAGCCAGUAUAAGAGGCUGAUCAAGUCCACUUUUUUCCUGGUGGCUCUGUUUGGUCUGCAUUACAUCCUGUUUAUGUUCUUACCGGUUAAAGUCAGCAGCUCCAUGUUUAGGAUCUGGACUUUUGUAGAGCUGGCUCUGUCAUCCACGCAGGGCUUUGUGGUUGCUGUCCUCUACUGCUUCAUGAAUGGCGAGGUGCAGCAUGAAUUUCAAAGACGGUGGAGGAGGUGGAGGCUGACUCAGCACCUACCCACUAGGCGCAGGCAGUAUCACAGCUCCAUCAGCCACAGCGGGGCUCCUCACACACAGGUGUCCCUGCUUCCCGGCGCUCCUGGCAGCCUGACCGCAAGUGGACUCCCCACGGAUACCGUGGAGAUGUGA